CGGGAGGGAGAAAACUCUGUUACUCACUCCGUCUCCAACUUUGAGAGGAAGUUACCACCUCUUCCCCAGACUCUGUGCAUGCACGCUCAGGCAGACACACACACACGCUCUUCAGGACUUGACCACAGCAGCAACAGGGAAUCAACAGAAGCAGUCAGGACUGCUUGUAAUGCUGUGUUGUUGUUUUUUUUUUUUUCAAAUUUGGAGGGAAAGAAGACUAAGACUUUCAGUUUGCCUGAGGCUUUCUGUGUGGACUGAACAGUUUCAGCAGGACAUUCUUUUCCUAUCACUGACCGCUCCGUCCCAGGCAAACCACAGAAAGACCAUCCACUGCGCCAGGAAUUAUUGCGGCUGCAGAGAAAUUCAAGGGUGGCCAAAUGAACUGUUCAGCCUGAGGACCAAAGAUCACGGGCUCUGAUCCAACGGCAAAGGGAGAGAAAGGGAGAGGAGCGUGAUCAUUUUGCACCCAUUCAACUUCUCAUUACACUAUGAGCCGGGACUGAGGGCGUGCUCCAAAGUUUCAUUUUGUGGUGUGAAGAAAACAAAGUCUAGACCACCAUGGAUGUGAAGAAAAAAGAAAUGGACCUCCUGAGCAACAGCAUAGCUGCUUAUGCACACAUUAAAGCAAACCCAGAGAGUUUCGGCCUUUACUUUGUGCUGGGAGUGUGUUUCGGCCUGGUGCUGACGCUCUGCCUGCUGGUCAUCCGCAUCUCCUGCAAGCCGAGGACCAACGUCACACCCUCCACGCCUGAGAAAAAACAGUUGAAGGACAUCAGCGAGGAGGAGGAAGAGGAGAGUGAGGAUGAUGAGGAUGAGGAGGGGGAUGAUGUUGAGGCACCAGUCCCUUUGCCCAGCACAGAAAUCCCUAUUGGUAAUCACAGCAGUCAAUCAGAUGGGACGCUGAGUGUGAACGUAUUUACUUCAGCUGAAGAGCUGGAACGGGCACAGCGACUGGAGGAGAGGGAACGUAUCAUACGGGAGAUCUGGAGGAAUGGCCAACCUGAUAUUCUGGGGACGGGAACAGGAACUAUUGGACGAGUGCAUUACUACUAGGAGGCUACAAGGGAAUCACUGUAAACUCUGUGACAGAGUGAUAAAGACCUUUGAAUGGGCCCGGUGUUCCUUGAGGCCUGAAAGACUUAAGUACCUGUGUUAGAUACAAAGUGACACUUGGAAACAGGACAAACAGUGAUGUGCCACAUUUGAUAUAGUUGGCUCUGAUGGAGCUGAACUUUGAGAUAUUGCACUUAAGAAGCAAUGUUGUUUUCAACUGACUACAUGAACUUGAACCAAGAAAUGUCUUAACAACUGCUUAAUCCACAUGGAGAAGAGGCAGUAUGAAUGUGGGAGCUGAUGGACACUUGAAGUAAUCAGUGUAUUAAAAUGUAUGGCGCAUAAUGACAGAAAUGCACACAACUUUAUGUUGGCUAUGUAAUGAGUAAAAAAUAAUGACAAUGUAUGUACUGUAUAUUGCAAUGAAGAUCAUUUGUUUGCAGUAAAGAGGAAAAGGAAAUUACAUUGAAUAAGGACAUCUCAGUUUGGGGGGUCAGAUUACACAUACAAUGUAAUGUAAAGACAAUUAAAAAUUGGAGACUUUAAUUUAUAAGUACAUUACAUCCAUGUCUAUGUUUUCAGGGAUAAUUCCACCAGAGGAAAUGACAGAAUUAAAGUAUUAAGCAGAAACAAUUUACUGUUGUUUCUCUUCAUAAUGCUCAAAUGUCAGACAAAUAUACAACAGAGCUCUUCUUCCUGUACCUUUGGGCCAUGGAUUUAUCAAGUUAAAAUAAUCUAUUUUUGUCAGUAUGAUUAAUGGAAAGGUCAUUCUUUGUCGAUUUGUUACUUCUGCUUAAUGUCUCUGUCUUAAAAAGGUUAAAGUAAUACAGUUUUAAAAUAAAAUUUCUAGGAACUCCAAAACCUUCUUGUGACAGUAAAUGUUUUUUUACAAGGCUCUAAUGGAGUCUGGGCGGUAUAAAAGGAUGUUCCGAAAACACAGAAAAGAAAAGAAACGAAAAAACCCUGAGGAAAAGUUGCAAAGCUUUAUCACAUCGACAAAUCGGUACCGGCUGUAACGCAUAACAAGCGCACCCUGUGUGUAAUGGCGGUCCGUUCAACCUGCAGCACACCUGCCCACUCGUUUGCUGCGUCUAGUGCUCCCCCUGUAGCAUUUUCUAGACAAACAUGCCGGUUAAAAGUCCAACCUUGUGGCUGAAAGUACAGUUUUUUGGAUUAAAAAUUCACAUAUGCGUCGCUUCCAUCUCCGGUGUCGCUUCUUCAUUGGACUGUUGGUCAUAUCAGCUGUCCUCAAACGCCUCUUCAAGAAGGCAAAGUUCUCCCUCACCUGACAACUUCGGACCACAUCACGAAGCUAAGUAGCUACUAGCAGUUGACGCUAACAUGUAUUGUGGAAUUGUUUGGCAAUGUUUUUAGCCACGCUAGCAGUGAAGUCUGCUACCGUGCCCGCCUCCCACCCCCCUGCGGGAUUACUUAUAACUAUUAACACGACGGUCAUGUUCCCCACAGCAUGAAUUACAGUAACUUUAGUGAUCCCCUGACUUUUCAUCUAAUGCCACCAUCCAGUCAGAAUUUUGAUUUAUCCAGUACUUUGGUUAGCGACCAAAUACCUGCAAAACUAAUGACAUUCCCAUCAGCCAGCUGUUUUUAGUGCUUAGUGCUAAAUAGUGAAUGUUAGGAAACACACUCAUGUAAGAUGGUGAAUAUGCUGCAAAAUCUCACAAUUAACAUUGGCACUGGGAGGAUAUUAACUUACUGACAGUUGCAUUCACUGCUCAAACCGCAAAGCUGUUAGCGUGGCUAUAAACUAUUGUUAAUUGUCUUUCUGUUGACCCUGCUCUUUUUUGGCAUGUCCUGAAGCAGCUGCUGAGUUGUACUGCUGACAUUUGUCUGAAUUUGCUCUUGUGCUGUCAAUACUGUAUAUUUUGAUUGCCUUUCUGUUCCUGUGCUGUUGAUAUGAUUGUUGCUACCAAUGUCUCCUCUUAUUUGUGUUCUAUGCUUUUGCGUGCUGCCUGAAUUUCCUCUUAUGCUGUUAAUACUGAUGUGUAGUGCUGCUAAUAUUUGUUCUUAUGCUGUUCAUAUAACGCUGGCUACUAAUUAUUGGUCUUAUUCUGCUGAUUUAUAGUAUAUGCAGGGUUUGGAUUGGUAUUAAUCAUGAAUUAUUGUGAGGGGCUAUCCUGCAGUGGUUGAGUUAAUUUUUCUUCUGGGUGUUCAGCUUGUUUUCGUGCUUUUGAUUUAUAUAGUAGUGACAAUUGAUAAUGUAUACUUGAAUAUUAAGUGUGUUUAGUUUUGUGACAUUCUUUGUGAUUUAAGAAGUUUCCUGAUGGCUCACUUUACUGACUGGUGUCUCUAGUAGGGUAAUAUUGUAAACCGGCUUCAGGGAUGUAAACCUGACUGUGACCACAGCUCAUUAAUGUUUAUUACUUCCCUGUAACAUUGGCUUCAUGGGAAACUCAGCAUGGUUUUUGUCACCCACAAGAUAGGUAGCCAUUUUCACAUUAUUUUCAGACACUUUAUAAUCAUCUUAGAGAAAUAUUUCAAUCUCCCAAUGCAAUGACUGCUUGCUUUACUGUUUUUCCUUUUACUGUACUGCUGCUGCUUCUAUGGUUGCCUUGCUUUUCUCUAUCCACGUGUUGAUGAUAAUCCGCUGCUGUUCACUGAUACAUACCAUUAACAUCUAACAUUAACAAAUAGCUAGAUUGCAUAUUUUGUGAUUGGAAAUACUUUGUUUAGGGAUGGCCAUGCUGGUGCCCACCCCACAGUAAGAUGAUGCUCACCAAAUAGUAUAUUGUCUUCAUUGUGAGUGGUGCCUUGCAGUGGAAUAGCCCACACAUUGUAAAUUCCACAUAAUAACUGGUGUCAGGGACAGUGUCUAAUGUGGUUUUUAUGGGAGGAAGGUUAUUGUCACUCCCAAAACACUGCUGCUCUGACUUUGGUGCAUGCUUGCGGGGAGUGACGAGGUCUGAGCUUAGAUGGCUAACAUCAGCUCUGUAUUCACAUAAUAAAUCUGUUCCACGUGAGUUGGCUGAUGGAAAUACUGUUUGACUGCCAAUAAAGAUGUACAGAACACUGA
Lates calcarifer (barramundi perch) is the source of this 4084-nucleotide messenger RNA. RefSeq names its product eva-1 homolog Ba (C. elegans) (gene eva1ba). The coding region runs from base 559 to 1053 and encodes 164 amino acids. NCBI's taxonomy places the organism in Eukaryota, Metazoa, Chordata, Actinopteri, Centropomidae. The transcript has 5 exons. The record is from RefSeq and is a predicted model, not a curated record.